ACUGAGCCUGCGUGCUACAACUACUGAAGCCUGUGCUCUAGAGCCCGCGAGCCACAAAUACUGAGCCCUCGUGCCACAACUACUGAAGCCCGUGAGCCUAGAGCCCGCGCACAGCAACAAAGAGUAGCCCCCGCUUGCCACAACUAGAGAAAGCCCAAAGGCAACAAUGAAGACCCAACGCAGCCAAAAAUAAAUAAAUUAAUUAAUUUUAAUAAAAAAUAAUAAAAAAUAAAAAUAAUAAAAAUACACCCAGUGAUGUGGCACACAGCAGGCGGACAGGAUGUGCACACCCUCGUUCCUUCCUCCUUCUCAACUCCAUCUUCAUGUUAGCGACAGUGGUAAAGCGGUUCAGUAGCCAACAUGCACCUGUUUGUCUGCGCGCAGGAGCUACACACUCUCCAGGUGACCGGCCAGGUGACAGUCGCCCAGAUCAAGGCUCAUGUAGCCUCGUUGGAGGGCCUCACUCCAGAAGAUCAGGUCCUGAUCCUGCAGGAUGAGGCUACCCUGGGCCAGUGUGGGGUGGAGGCUGUGAGCACUCUGAGCACCCUGGAAGUAGCCAGCCGCAUGUUUGAAGGUAAAGUCCAUGGUUCCCUGACCCGUGCCAGGAAAGUAAGAGGUCAGAUUCCCAAGGUGGCCAAACAAGAGAAAAAGAAAAUGGGCCGGGCCAAGAAGCGUAUGCAGUACAACCAGUGCUUUGUCAAUGCUGUGCCCACCUCUGGCAAGAAGAAAGGCCCCAAUGCCAACUCUUAAGUCCUUUGUAAUCUUGGCUUUCUCUAAUAAAGCCACUUAGCCCAAUCCAAAAAAAAAACAAAAAAAAAACAAGAAACAAAAAAUAAAUUAAUAAACAAACACCCAAAUGUCAACUAUGGUUGAUUUGAGCCAUAGGUGACCCUUCUUCCUAUUUCUCUACAUUUUCCAAGUUUUCUUUAUGAAGUAUGUCAAUUUACUUAACUCUUACUUAAUACCACUUGCCUUUGAGCUAAAGUUCUACUAGAUGACAAAACAAAGCAAACUGGCCUAGUGGUCAAAGAUGGGAAAAGUGUGAAAUAUGAUUUCUUUCAAAGGUUAUUUAUCAUUUUGUGAGCGGCAGAAAUGGUUAAACAUACAACGAAGUCAUAUUACCUACUAGCAAAAUUGUUCUUAGUUUGUACAAUGAAAUCACACACAUCAGUAUUUCUUAGUGUUCUGCAAAAACACCAUGCAUCAUGAUUCUAAGUAUUUUGUGACCUGAGGAAGUCUGAAAGCAUAUUUAAAAUAUGCCAAAUAUUAAUGUAGUGUAACCUUUGGUUUUAAGGCAUAUUGGGAGAGGUAAAACUCUCAGAAUAUUAUUUUGUAACUUUAUCAAUUGAUACAUUUUCUAAAUGUCGAAAAAUAGACAUUUAGGGAAUUCCCUGGGGUCCCAACUUGGCACUUUCACUGCUGUGGCCUAGGUUCAACCCCUAAGUUCCUAAGUUCAACCCCUUAGUUCCUUUCAGGAACUAAGAUCCUGAAAGCAGCACGGCGCGGCCAAAAAAAAAAAAAGACAUUUAACAUGUAGUAUUUCAGGUUAUACUUUAUAACUUAAAUAUGGCUUAUCUAUUGCUGCAAUAUUACUAAAUUUACAUGCCUUUAAAGAGAUCAAGAACUAUUUAUAUUGCCAUUCCCUCCUUUUGUGACUCAGAAAUUUUUACACUCUCUCUUAACCUGGUGUCUGCUGUGCAAAGGCCUGAAGACCUAAUGAUUUCUCACCCCAAUAUGGACUCAGGGUUACCUCUACCCAUAUGCCCACCCCUUAGAGACAAGUUUGUCAAGGUCAAAAAAUCAAGUGAGCACCAAUCGCUUCCACACCUGCCUUCCUCCUUUCCCAGGGCUAAGCCUUGCCAAAAAGAAAACAGCCCCAUGCUAGGGUUCUUUAUGACAUGCUGAGCAAAGGCCACAGACUGCUAAACACUGCCAAGUAGACCUGAAAACAAUGAACUCAUCUAGCUUUGUGCAUAACCCAGAACCUCAGUCUGUCAGCAUCAACGCAUUUUUCCCACAAAAUUAACACAAAUUUUGAGAUUAGCUAAUAUCAUCAUAUUCUUACAAUCAUCCAAAAUGUAAGCCCCUACGAUUAAUCCCUCUUUCCUGCUGCACUCUGAUCUCAUUUCUGCUCUGUACUGUCUCCCUCUUCAACCAUCACACACCCUCCAAUAGCUAUACUUCCUGAUAACCCUUUACACUGUUCCACUGCAAACAAAUUCCCUAAACCCCAACCAAUUUAAAUUGGUUGCCAGCAGUCUUGCUCUCUAAACUAAUCUGGGUGCGAGCUAUUCUCUCCCACUCAGCAAACGUGAAGCAUGGAAGUCAUGCCUUGUUCACCAUCACAGUUCGUUACCCUCAAAUAAAGGUACGUCUUUUGAGGUUUAAGUCAUCUGUUCCUACCUCUCUCUCCUUGUUAUCCACUGGUCUCUUGGUCACUCUCCCACAUUCACUAAAGGCUUUGGAACCUGGUUCAAAAUCUUUCCACCCCUUGCUCUGCCACCAUUCUGAGCAACUCACUUCCUGUGUAGCUGACUCCUGUAAAAUUCUAGCUCUACAGUUCCCUUAUCUCGACUCCAGGAACCUUCACUUUCUCUCCACUUCAGAAACCCAUUCCAUAGCCAGAUCUUGCAUUCAGUCAUAACAAGCAACUGCUCCUAUUUAAUCUUAAAAUCCAAUAUCCAGUCUUGACCCCUUCAUAUCCCAGCAGCUACUUUCUGGUUUCAUUUGUUCACUACUGAGCCUAGACUCAAUGGCCCAGAACUUGAAAUGCUCUAGCUACUGUAAUUUCUUGCAUCCUUACUCUGUCUGCCACACUGGCCUGUAAAACUCAAACCAAAAUCAAUCCGGUUGUUCAACUUGUCUGCUCAGCCCCUCAGGCUGGUGAGGCCUGAGUGGGGGGGGAAUCAUCACACAACUAUAUAUACCAGAGCCAUGAAAAAUUAUUACAAUUCUUUUAAGUAAUCCCAUUCAGUUAGCCCUCUCAUUUCUCGCAAUGAAAUUCUCCCUUUUUCCUCAAACUCUCCCCUACAAUCACCAUCACCAUCCUCUAUAAUCUCAGCUGAUAAGGUGAUCCCCUCACUUCACUGAAAAAUUCAUCAAGUGUGUUGAUGACCCAAAUUCCUCACCUACCACCCAAACACUUUUCUCCCUCUGUACCAUCCUUUCUUUAUUCCUACUUCAAUGGAAACAAUACUCCUAUUCCUACUGAAAUCUAGUAUCCUCACUCUGUUCCCUCUACUCUUAAGGACAAUGUUCAAUCAAUCUCACAUACCUCCUUCUUCCUGUAUCAUCAACUUCUCCCUUCCUUCUGACUCUUUCUGUUUAGCACAUAAACAUGCUGAACUUUCUCUCAUCUUGAUAGAAUAAUGCCCUCUACCUAUGAUCCGUAUCUCUACAAGCUUUUUGAAAAGAAUGUCUUCACUUACUGCUUCCACUCUCUCACAACUAUUCACUCUAGUUCUCAGCAACCCAGCAUUUAUCUCUACCAUGGAGAUUCCACUGAAACUGUUCUAUAGAAGAUGAUCAAUCAGCUACUUGCUGCUCUGUCCUUAUAGUAGCUGACCUAUUUUCUACAUUUGACACUGCUGACCACUCUUUUCUUAAAACUUCUCAGUCUUCAUUUAAUGACAUUUACUGAAAAUCUACUUUAUGAUAAGAACUGUGGAUAAAAUGAUGAACAUGAUGGUCUUAGUCCUCAAGAAACUUAAAAUCGAGUUGGGGAAGCUUUUAUGGUAAUUCAUACUCAUAUUUCAACCUCUCAGAUCCUUCCUUCCUUUCUCUACUCAGCCCUUAGAUUCUGACACUCCCCCAGGGCUCCUCUCUUUGCUCUUCUAACAUCCACCCCAGGAUUACUGUAUUUACAUUACCUACUCACUGAUGAUGACAAAAUUUACAUCUCCAGCUGAGAAUUCUAUCCGGAAUUCUGGACCCUUUUACUCUAUGAAAAGAUACUGGUACUUGGAUAUUUCACUAUCCUGAUAAUAUCCUUUGAUCCACAGAAGUUUUCAAUUUUGACGAAGUCCAAUUUAUCUAUUUUUCCUUUGGCUAUUUGUGCUUUUGGUGUCCUAUUUAAGGAACUGCUGCCUAGUCUAAGAUCAUAAAUAUAUAUACCUACAUUUUUUCUAAGACUUUUACAGCUUCAACUCUUACAGUUAGCUCUUAAUCCACUGAAACCAUAAUUCCUGAAAGAUAAGGAUUUCAAUGGCAGUAUCUGAAGGCUUAAGAGUAAAAAGAGCUUUUUAAAUUCUAAAACCAUGGCUUUAAAUAUCACACCCCAAGGCAAGAAAACUCUGCUGGCAGAGUUUAUACUGUAAACUACAGCACAGAGGAAGUAGCAGGUGGUGACGUAAAUGCAAUUCUUCCACAGCAAUUGAGAGGACAUAAAAACCUGGGAGAGGAGUGCAGAAAGAAAGAGGAAUUAGAAAUAGCUUAGAUACAAGUUCAAAAUUCUUACCUUCUGUCUCAUCUGGGGCUAAGUCUCAGGGUGAGGAAGGGUGAGAAAGAUCUCCAGUAUGUUUGUGGGGAAGGACCCAGAAUAGGAGAUAAUUAUGUCUCCCCUUCCCAAUUUAUGGUCCAGGGAACUGCAAGCCUUUUAGCAAAAGCUUGCAACUAACACUACAUCAUUGUAGUAGGGGAGCAAUACCAAUGACAUGCCCAGACCACACUCCUGAAAAGCUAUCUCAGAGUCCCAAGCAUGCCAGCAAAAUGUGAAAACCAUUAAGGAGUGUGCCUUGGGUCAGUGGGCGCAAAAGAGCCUGGGUUUAAGGAGAACCCAGCACACACAGACCCGCUGACCAAAGGCCAUGGAAGCAUCAGGGACAUCAGCCUCCGAUGCAGCAGAGCAGACAGGGCCACUCAAGAUUAAGCCAGUGCAAGGUACAACCUAGUAGUGGCCAAGGGCAGAGGAUGGCACAAAGAUGAGAGGCCACUUCCUCAAUGCCAGAAAAUAUUAUAAGGCUUCUCUAUGAAUACCUUCCACCUCAGAAAAAAAAAAGGGGGGGGAUGUGAAAAAACUGAACAUUUAUCCAAAGGACUGAUUAUUUACCCAACGGUCUGAGUAAACCUUGAAUUAACUAAUAAAUUAGACCAGAAGGUACUGACUUUAUCCUAAAUUGGCAAGAUUGUUUUCUAUUACCCAGUAGAAAUAAGAAGCUCCAGAGUUAAGGAGGUUUUAGUUAUAGAGAAAUAAUGAAAGUUACAUGUUUGCACAUUCAAAUUUGUAGUUUACAAAAUUUAUGCCCACUACACUUGCAAUUGGGUUUCUCACUGAACAAAAAGUGAAAAGGUAAAGCCCUUGCCGACAUAAUCUACCUCUCCAAAGUCACACUGGUUUCUGUCCAUUCCUAAAAUAUGUCGAGGUCUUUCCUCUCUCAUGGCUUCUCCACAUGCUGUUUCCUUCACUUGUACCCAUAGCUCUUUAUAUAGGUUGCUCCAACUCAGCCUUUAGUUUCAAUGUAAAUGUUUCUUCCUUGAAAAGGGCUCUCUGGCCACCCUAUCUAAAGCAGCACAGCACCCUGUUACUUCCUCUCUAGCACUCCUUGCAAUCUAACUUCCCAAGCUCUGUCCUUGUCUGUCUUGUUCACUGCAGGCUCUGGUCAAUAAGAGGUGCUCAAGAAACAGUUCUAUAUGA
Molecule: messenger RNA, 5632 nt
Organism: Physeter macrocephalus (sperm whale)
Lineage: Eukaryota; Metazoa; Chordata; Mammalia; Artiodactyla; Physeteridae
Product: FAU ubiquitin-like and ribosomal protein S30
Exons: 1
Coding region: 361-750 (129 amino acids)
Biological process (GO): translation
Cellular component (GO): cytosolic small ribosomal subunit; ribosome
Molecular function (GO): protein binding; structural constituent of ribosome
Source: RefSeq, a predicted model, not a curated record